This is a messenger RNA of Polyodon spathula (Mississippi paddlefish), 1345 nucleotides long. RefSeq lists its product as uncharacterized. Bases 183 to 1136 code for a protein of 317 amino acids. Gene Ontology annotation, molecular function: lipid binding. The record is from RefSeq and is a predicted model, not a curated record. Gene Ontology annotation, biological process: lipoprotein metabolic process; lipid transport. Lineage: Eukaryota; Metazoa; Chordata; Actinopteri; Acipenseriformes; Polyodontidae. The transcript has 2 exons. Gene Ontology annotation, cellular component: membrane; extracellular region.
UUAACAGUGUUAUCCAAAGUUGAGUCAUCUUCCAUCACCGCUCUCGCAGACUCUAAGGGUAUUUUUCUCUUUAAUUUCUUAGAAGCCUUGGGCAUGUGUCUCCAGCAUCCUGUUUACCUAUGAAAAGUAUUAUUACCUAAGUGGUCAAUGAGAGCCUAACCACUGUAAAAUAAUUCAACAGCAUGGACCCUGAAGAGGCCUGCGAAAGAAUCGAGCUCCUCAAGGAGUUUGUCAAGGAGUAUGAAAAGGAGAAGCAGGAGAUUGAAGAACUCCUCACAGAACUCAAUAUUAUUGCUGAUGGGCUGGACAAGGUGGACAGGGACUGUACCAUCGCUAAGACUGCAGGGAGCUCUGCUGGUGUAGUCGGGGGGGUCCUGACCAUUGUAGGGAUAGCCCUGGUUCCUGUUACUUUUGGAGCCUCCGUUGGACUGUCCAUUGCAGGGACUGUGACUGCUGUAGCUGGCACAGUGACCAGUGCUGGCACACACAUAGGAAAGCUUGUAAAGGAUGGCAAGGCUAACAAGAGAGUAACGGAAAUACUGGAAAUAAUUCACACUAAAAUCAUAGCACUUGGUAAAUCUUGCAAAAUUGCACUUCCACAAUGUAAGUGGAAUAUAGAGGAAGCUGCUUUAACAGGGAUUGUUAAAACACGUCUUUCUGCUGCUGCUGCUGCUGCAGGCCUGGUUGAUGCUGCUGUUGUUGCUGCUGCAGGUGCUGCUGUUGAUGCUGCUGUAAGUCUUGAUGCUGUUGCUGAUGUAACUCCAAACCAGAGUGAUGAUGGUGCCGUUGCUGGAGCUGCUGUUGGUGCUGCUGUUGUUAAUGGUGGCCGUCUUCUUGGAGGCCUGGUUGAUGAUGCUGCUACUGCUGCUGCUUCUGCUGGCCAUGUUGCUGCAGGCCUGGCUGAUGAUGCUGCUGUUGUGGCACUCAAAAGUACAGGCAGAGUAGUCGGAGCUGUUGCUUGUGGAGUUUUUGUAGUUUGGGAUGUCGUGCUCAUUGGUUUAAAUGCCAAAAAACUUCAUGAAGGGAGUCCAACUGAAAGAGCACAAGAGAUUCGCAAGCUGGUAGAAACUGGAGAAUUAGAACUAGCAAAACUGGAGGUGGUCAUUUCUGACAUAAGGAACAUUGUGAACCAGUGAGUCAGCACAGGGCUAUGGAGGAAGGUGCACCAGGAGGGAUUUUUCUUGCUGUCAGAUCUGCAGCUACUGCUGUAUCAACAGUUUUGUGUUUGCUGCCUGCUCCAGUUUACAAUAGUCAACUCCCAGGACCCACUUGUUUUCUUUUGCUUUCCAUACUCUUUACGCCUGACAUCUGCUAUUAGCUGCUGUGUUGCUGCUACUAUGUCAUG